Messenger RNA from Boleophthalmus pectinirostris (great blue-spotted mudskipper), 3586 nucleotides. It is a transcript of the gene znrf2b, whose product is annotated as zinc and ring finger 2b. The record is from RefSeq and is a predicted model, not a curated record. The coding region runs from base 725 to 1381 and encodes 218 amino acids. NCBI's taxonomy places the organism in Eukaryota, Metazoa, Chordata, Actinopteri, Gobiiformes, Gobiidae. The transcript has 6 exons.
AUAAGAGCGCUCCGUGCGGGACUUUCUCCUCCAUCACUUCCUCCUCGUGAGCGAUGUGCAGCAGCGGGACGGGGAGCAGAGAGGAGCUGCGCCCGGGACGAGGCACGGCACAGCGGGCACACAGUGGACAGGAGUCCGGGGUCUGCACGGGACCAGCCUGCAGCGCGUGCACCCCUCACGGAAUACAAUGACGCCCUCCAAAGUUUCCUCGUUACUUGUGGUGACAUAUGGACAGGUUAACUUUGCACACGGGGACGCUUUGCUUGGUUUGCUCACACGGACGGGGCCGUGGCGCGUUUUUAAAACCAACUGCUCUCAUCUACGCACUGUACAUGGAUGUAUUAUGAAAACGGAUUAGGAUACCGCCCCCCUUUGCCCCAUCUACAGUUCGACCUGUGGACAAUCGCGGUACUGCAACGCCAACGAUCCCAUCCAGAGCUAUUACUGUUUUCCAUCAGAUAGUGUACUGUAAUGUAUGUACAACUUUUUAGAGUUUGCCUAGAUAACUUUCAGAAUGCUUGAAUAUCAUACUUUCUAUAAUACAAUAUUCUGAACAUGGAAGGUAAUGGUGGAUGAAUAAUUAUACAAUGAAACUGAUAAAAUGGGACAACCACAAACUUUUAUAGUAAUGAAAAAGUUAUUUGGCUCAAAGGGCCAUCAUUAAUUUUGGGGUGAAACAUUGUUUCCCCAUUUAUUACAUUAUAACAGACUAUUGGAGGUUUUGAUGGGGGCCAAGCAGAGCAGCCCUACAGCCAACCCAGCUGCUAACGGCCGGACCAGGGCGUACUCGGGCUCGGACCUGCCCUCCAGCACCAAUGGGGCUGGAGUGAGCAGGACCUCUACUGGAGGGAUGAGGUACCAUGCAUACGGAGCGGCUGGGGCAUCUGGAGCAACAGCAAGUACCAGCAGGAGCAGGUCCAUGGGAGGCCCCGGUGCCCGAGCCCAAUCUGGCAUCAACAUUCCCAGCAGCAGUGGGGUGUACAGCUCCCCUGAGUCUGCAGGCAGCUCCCCAGAGGAAGCGUCCGGGGAGAGGGAGGGAAGGUCUGGCACCGCAGGACAAGAAGGCCCCCGGCUGCUCAUAGGAUCUCUACCAGCACACCUCUCUCCUCAUCUGUUUGGAGGCUUCAAGUGCCCAGUCUGCUCCAAGUUUGUCUCUUCGGAUGAGAUGGACCUGCACCUCGUCCUGUGUCUAACAAAACCUAGAGUCACAUACAAUGAGGACGUCCUGACCAAGGAUGCAGGGGAGUGUGCCAUCUGCCUGGAGGAGCUGACGCAGGGGGACACUAUUGCACGCCUGCCCUGCCUCUGCAUCUACCACAAAGGAUGUAUUGACGAAUGGUUUGAAGUGAACAGAUCAUGUCCAGAGCAUCCAUCUGAUUAAAGCUUUCUUUGCACAGGCACCACACCAUAAGCAUGCCCUGCCCUCCAAUGUUCCAGGAGACUUUGCUGGACCACUGUGACUGUCCGUAAACCCCGCACCCUUUCCCCCCCUCCCACCAACAAAAAUGUAGUACCACAGUGUGCCAAAUCUCAUGUUUUAAAGCAAUCUUCAGGGAAACAAAGUUCAACGUCUGUCUUUGGGUUGCGCACAUCCGCCAGUGUGGUCACAUGAUGCAGGCUGGACCAGUCACGCGGCAGGAUGGGUGUGAUGCGGAAUGUCCCUCAACUUUUAGCAUCUACCAGUGCCUUUGUUGAAAUUGGGACGCUUGGAUGUGGUCAGGAAUGGACUCAAAAUGAAAAGAUUGUCGCAUUUGAGAGGUGAAAAACUACAAAAAAAAGGACUCAAAUAAGGAGACUAAACAUUUCUUCAAAAACUGUUGCAAAAAUGGUGCCAAUCGACUGUGAAUAUUCUCAAUCAUCAGUGCUUUGUAAUCAUGAACUGAAUUGUGGACAUUAUCAGAGAGAGAAGCCUGUAGCCAAUCAAGAGAGACGUUCUACCUGAGCCCAAGAGGGACAAAAUACCCAAACUCACCUGACAGCCAUCAUAAAUAUGGUGUGUUCAGGCCAAAAGGAGUCAAAUAAUAUGCAACAACAUCACAGACGGUAUCAAUAAUGCCUCUUAUUUAGCAAAAUUAAGACUAUUACUUCUGUUUGGGUUUUUUUUGUUUUUGUUUUUUUUUUUCUUUGCAAUUACACAAAUUUUCAGACUGUAUCCACUUCAGGCUUACAGUUGUUGCAGUGGACCUUUGCCAUGCUCUAUAACAGUAGUAUAAAGAGUAUUUUCUACAUUCUAUAAUUGUUUUCAAACCAUCAAAUCAAAUUUGUAUUUAGACUGAUUAAUCCAUAUUUAAAGGUGCACCAUGAAACUUUUUGGAUUGGGAGUCCAUCAUGUGCUUGUUUCUAUGGGUAUGCCAUUCCUCUACCUGGAAUGUUCCACAGUAUGACAUUAAACAGCUCUACUUUACGUUUACUCAAUUAUAAGUGGUUUUAUAGCUCAAAACUACUGAGAAGAACAUGCAUUCAGACUGUGAGUGGAGUUGCCUCUCCACAGAGCCGACUUACUGUAAUUUGGUCUGGUUUGGUCUCCAUGAUGAUAGAAAGGUUUAAUGCCAUACUGUGAAACAUUCCAGACAAAGCAAUAACAUCUCACUGGAGGAAAACAUUUGACAUUUGACACAUUUGAUUACUUCAUAACAGACAAACGCCUAAUAUGUCUUCUUUAACUGAAUGAUUUUGUGAGGAAGCCCAAACUUAAAGCCAUAACUAGCCAUAGCAUUGCAAUGAUUUUAAGUUUGUUUCCUUUCUCUGUUUCCUAAAAAAAAAAAACAUUAACUCAAAAAGAUUUCUAUUCAAAUGAACCACACAACACAAUAUUGUCUGCCACGAUGUAAAUGUAAAUAAAAUGGCACCACAAACCAAAUGCACAAGACUCAACGUGUCAUCUGUAGGGAAGCACAACAUUUUAAUAUUCACACACUGCAGUUCUAAAAAUAUUCAGUAAAACAAUUGUGUUUUAAAAAUAUUUUCCACACUGUGCUCAAACAGGGAUACUGGCUUUCUUGUUUUGGUCUGAACACACCAUGAGAUGCAAAGUUUUUUUUGUUUUUUUGUUUUUUUAAUCUUAAAUUGUACAAAUGAAAUAAAAUGAAUAUUCCCCUGCAGCUUUAGGGACCACAGGUAUCAGAUGUUUUUUUUUUUUAUUUGUUUGUUUAAUUAUCAUUAGGUUUUUUACAUGUUUGUCUUGUUUAGCAAUAAAACUGUUCUUCAAAUUUGUGGAAAAUAUAUGAAACUUGAAUCCAAUGUUUUUGUGUUGAAUUUAAAAUCAAAUCAUAUUAAUUGGAUAUUAUGAUUACAGAUGUUGAAGUAUCUCAAUUAAUUAGGUUUCAAGGUAUUAAGAAUUCUUCAAGAGACGAUAAAAAAUGAUUGACCAUGCUAAACAAUCAGUGGCUUUUAACAGUAAUUAGAAAAUGAGAAAGUCUUGGUUGUGGCAGCUUUCAAAAUAAACAAAAAGGGUUCUGCUUGGUUUCUAGGAUUACAGUACAAUAAAAUAAUAAUUUAAUAUUUCAAAAUUUUCUGGUAAUUCAUAAACAUUCAAACUGCUGUAAACUACAAUUAUGUUUGAGAUCAUAAAGCUUAGGUAAAGGUG